UUGGAAAAAAAAUUACAGAUUUCUUUAUCCAUUUUUCAUCAGUAUGGCGACCAACGCAGAAAGUUAUGAAGAAAUUGGACAGGAACAAAAACGCUACUUUUACUACAGACAGUGUUUCAGCAUCUUCGUAACAAAAAAUAAUUUUGUUCUAUUAUCGUACAUCGCUCAUGGUGCCAUCUAUUCUAUUGAUAUGCGGUUUGCAUCCCACCUUACGACUAUCAUGAGGCCGGUAAAGCAGAAUAGCUUCUGUCAAAAUGGCCGAGUGUUUGUGGAAGGUUAAAUUCUAAUCGUCGCGACAAAUCAUUUAGGCGUGCGAAUCAAUUAUUUAAAGCCUGCGAGUGAAACGCGGGCCUAUUUUUCUGAGAAUAUGUUAUCAUUCGGUAAACGUAGUUUAUCCAAAGAGGACAUCAAAACCGCGGACAAAGAUGAGAAAGAGUCGCUAUUGGAGCACGACAGCGAUCUUGAUGAAGAGAUGCUGUUCACCCGACCCAGUACAUCAAGUGGAAAUGAAAACAUUGAUGAUAAAAUGGAUACCGUCAAGCUGCAGAUUCAGGAGGUGGCGGACGUGAUGCGGGAUAAUGUUCAAAAAGUAAUAGAUCGCGGCGAGAGACUGGAGGAUUUACAGCAAGCGAGCGAUCGUCUCAAUAUGACUGGAAACGAAUUUAGAGAAGCUGCGAAGAGAGCGCAACGGAGAGCAUGGCUCCAGAAUGUGAAAUCGAGGAUCAUCAUUAUCAGCAUUACUGUGACGAUCGUACUUUUUAUUGUUGUUUUGGACAUCAUGGUACUUUACCUGGUUCUCAGAUAACGAGUGUAAUGUUUCGAGCCUCGAUCAUUCAAAUUAAGGAUCCAUCGUUGUGAGAUUCGUCUGACUGAGAAAUCACCAAUAUAUUGUACAUGUUGUACAUUAAGAUUUUCUUCCCUUAAAUCAAUUAUAAGUAU
Molecule: messenger RNA, 939 nt
Organism: Acromyrmex echinatior (Panamanian leafcutter ant)
Lineage: Eukaryota; Metazoa; Arthropoda; Insecta; Hymenoptera; Formicidae
Product: vesicle-associated membrane protein 4
Biological process (GO): vesicle-mediated transport; Golgi ribbon formation
Cellular component (GO): membrane
Source: RefSeq, a predicted model, not a curated record